Molecule: messenger RNA, 719 nt
Organism: Alnus glutinosa
Lineage: Eukaryota; Viridiplantae; Streptophyta; Magnoliopsida; Fagales; Betulaceae
Product: heat shock factor-binding protein
Exons: 5
Coding region: 149-415 (88 amino acids)
Biological process (GO): cellular heat acclimation
Cellular component (GO): cytosol; nucleus
Molecular function (GO): transcription corepressor activity
Source: RefSeq, a predicted model, not a curated record
AGAAGGGACAAACCCGUAAUUUCGCUGCAUCACCCCUAGACACUUUUGCCCACUCCUUCCCAGAGUUAACCACACCAGUGACCACGACGCCUUUCUCUGCUCAGCACUGCCAUUAAGCGAAGCCUACCCAGCAGAAAAGACGCCGGAAAUGGAUGGGCAUGACACAGAUGACCCUAAGCAGAGCACUGCUGAUAUGACAGUUUUUGUGCAAAAUCUUCUUCAGCAGAUGCAAUCCAGAUUCCAGACAAUGUCUGAGUCCAUCAUCACAAAGAUUGAUGAGAUGGGCGGCAGGAUAGAUGAGUUAGAGCAGAGCAUCAACGAGCUCAGAGCCGAGAUGGGGGUGGAGGGCUCACCUUCUCCUUCGGUCCCUUCCAAGCCAAAUCCAGAAUCCAAGUCACCCGAGGAUUCAGCAUAAUGCUGAGCUGUUUGUUUUUGCUUUACUGAUUUGGAGGGGGAACCUGAUUUUACCGUGUUUCGGAGUAGAUUUAAUGUUCAAUGGAUUUGAAACUCUCUUUUGAUUUGUCCUUUAAGUCUCUGAUUUUGUCGUUUAACAGAAUGCUUAUGGCUGGUUGAGAGCAUUAAAACCUUGCUAUGCUUUUUCCAUUACAAUUUUCAAAAUGUGAUUGUUUUUGUUGGUUGGUGUAAUGUAAUGAACUGGGCCAUUGACAAACUGGCACCACUUGCUGAAAGUUUUCCUGGAAAGGUAUUUUAUUGUAUAA